AUGUGGACGGGAGGACAGCCAGGGCGGAAUACUGGAGACGCCAAAUCGUAUUACGGCCCGGUUAUCGAGAACCUCCGCGAGCUGUUGCGUCUGAAUCUCGGAGCUCUAGACCCGAACAACCCCAAGAAGGAACAUAGGUUGAGCGAUCGAGCUCUAUCUCGUGUCCUUCAUGACAUUAUCUCGCGCCGCAUGAUUCAACCGUGGUGGUUCGGAGUAGGAUGGCCCUGGGAUAGUCUUCGAAACUGCGCGAGAAUUGUCCAGCGUGAAGUGAAAGAGGCGAAAGUCCUACGCGAAGGCACGUACCAGGAGCCCACGGCACCAGCCUACGACGAACGCAAACUAGAACGCGCGGGUUGGACCCACUUCAUGUUCUCGGACGCCACCUUCGCAGCGAGAGGGCCAGGCAAGGUUCGGGCAUUCGGUUUAGGCGAUGAUGGCACCGAGAAGAAACCACUCGCUACGACGACGUCUGUGAGUGAGACUGCUUCCGUUCCCGCGGUGGAGGAAUGUUCUACGCCUUCGGCAACCAAGAGGGAGCGCUCCAGCCAGUUUACGAACGGUGCCAGUAUUUGCGUCGGCCUCGACCUCUAUCGCCAGGGCUUGGCGCUCGGCUUCGGUGGCUCAGCGUUCCGUGGCCCGACGUCCUUCACUGGUUGGUCAGAGGCGCUCUCGCAGCCCGACACCGGAGUUAUCGCGCCUACUAAAUGCACUCGUUCGAAAGGACGGGUCGCCGAGGGUGAGGAAGCGCCGAAGUCGAAGAAAUAA
Molecule: messenger RNA, 765 nt
Organism: Phytophthora nicotianae INRA-310
Lineage: Eukaryota; Oomycota; Peronosporomycetes; Peronosporales; Peronosporaceae
Exons: 2
Coding region: 1-765 (254 amino acids)
Source: RefSeq, a predicted model, not a curated record